GCUUAUACGCUGCGGUCAUGAACAAAGUUACUUUUCGAGUCAAUGGCAUCACACACUCAGUGGGAUCUGAUGUCAGUUCCACCACUACUUUGCUGGAGUACCUUCGAAGGGAUUUGGGGCUCCAUGGGACCAAGUAUAUGUGCUUAGAAGGUGGCUGCGGAGCUUGCAUCGUCAGCGCCACAAAAAGCCACGGAGAGGCUCCACAAGGUGUCAAUUCUUGCAUGGUCUCAGUAACAUCAUGCCAGGACUGGGAUAUCGAGACUAUAGAGAAAGUUGGGAAUCGUUUGGACGGAUAUCAUCCUCUGCAGAAAACCCUCGCAGAGACAAACGGGUCACAGUGUGGAUAUUGCUCCCCGGGGAUGAUCAUGAAUAUGUACAGUCUCAUGAAAUCGAAAAAGCUUACAAUGCAAGAAACAGAGAAAUCUAUGUCCAGCAAUGUCUGUAGAUGUACCGGGUAUAGACCAAUUUUAGAAGCCUUUAAGAAAUUCUCCUCAGAUGCUCCCAACCCACUAGACAUACCAGACAUUGAGGAUUUAAAAAUAUGUGAAAAAUCAGGAGAAGUUUGCUCUAAAAGCGAUUGCGAUGAAUCAGACUGGUGCAUGGUGUCUAGGAAUGAAGUCAUACAUAUACCAUUGCGUGAUAAGAGAGAUUGGUACAGAGUUUAUACGUUGCCUGACAUUUUUGCCAUAUGGCAAGCGAGACGAACUCAGUCGUAUAUGCUUGUUUCUGGUAAUACAGGGAAAGGUGUAUAUCCAAUAUUAGAGUAUCCACAAUUGCUCAUAGACAUCAGCGGUAUAUCGGAAUUGAAAACCUACUAUAUGGAUCAAAAUUUAGUGAUUGGUGCUGGUCACACUCUUACAGAACUUAUUAAUAUAUUUGAAACAGUAGGAAAGACCGCGAAUUUUGGUUAUCUCAAUGUACUCAAUGACCAUUUAAAUCUUGUUGCACAUGUAGCAAUUAGAAAUCUAGGAACUAUAGCUGGUAAUUUGAUGUUGAAGAAUCGACAUCAUGAAUUUAAAUCGGAUAUUUUUCUCCUACUGGAAACUGUGGGUGCUGAAUUAACCAUAAUGGUUGCUCCGGGAAGGAUUAAAUAUCUGAGCAUGCAAGAUUUCCUUCGCGAGGAUAUGACGGCCAAAAUAAUAAUGAACAUUUUAUUGCCACCGCUUACUAAUGACCACAAAAUUGUUACUUACAAGAUAAUGCCUCGGGCUCAAAACGCUCAUGCCUUAAUACAUGCAGGAUUCAUAUACAGGCUCGAUGCAGCACACAGGGUCAUUGGCUCCAGAAUCGUCUAUGGAGGUCUUUCUCCAACGUUCAUUCGAGCAACGAGAACUGAAAGAUAUUUGCUCGGCAGAGUCUUGUUCGGGAAUGAAACAUUACAAGGAGCUAUAAAAAUACUGAAAAACGAGUUAGUGGUGACAGAAUGUCUACCAGAGCCACCUGUGGAGUACAGACGAAAAGUUGCAUUAGGAUUGUUUUACAAGGGUCUGCUUUCAUUGAUCCCAUCAAAUGUGCUCAAUGCUAGAAUGGCAUCUGGAGCCAUCAAAUUGAACGAGACGAGGCCGGUGUCAGAGGGACGACAAAUAUUCGACACCAAUCCUACGUUAUGGCCGCUGAAUAAACCUAUACCUAAGCUUGAAGCUUUAAUUCAAUGUGCUGGAGAAUCUACAUACACAGAUGAUUUACCAACUCUUCCAAGAGAAGUCUUUGCAGCAUUCGUUUUAACUACAGUACCUUUAGGCACUAUAGAUAAAAUCGAUCCCAGCAAAGCUUUGAAAGAACAUGGAGUGAUUGCAUUCUACUCGGCAUCUGAUAUACCUGGCGCAAAUAGCUACACGCCUGCUAUAAAUUUAUUUAACACGACUAAUGAGGAAUUGCUAUGCAACGGAGAAGUCAAAUAUUUUAAUCAACCUCUGGGUAUUAUCGUAGCUGAAUCUCAAAAAAUUGCCGAAAAAGCUGCUACUUUGGUUCACGUGACUUACAGUAAUGUAAGGAAGCCCGUUAUUGAUAUCAAAGUAUCAAAAAAUGAUCCUUCUAAAGUUACUUUAUUUAACACUCAAGUGGCCAAAAGAACGGGCACCGAAGUAACGAACGUGAUAAAAGGUGACAAUACAAUUUAUGCACAAUAUCACUUUACCAUGGAAACAUUAGUAUGUGUAACACAUCCUAUAGAAGAAGGCUUACGAAUUCAUUCUGCAACUCAAUGGCUGGAUGCAGUACAUACAAUGGCUCAAAGAGUACUAAAAUUAAAUCAAAGCAGUGUUGACGUCUCUGUUCGUCGUCUGGGCGGCGGUUAUGGCUACAAAUUGUCCCGUGUUACUCAAGUGUCUAUAGCUUGUAGCUUAGUUACAUACAAACUGAAUCGUCCUUGUCGAUUUAUACAAUCCCUUACCAACAACAUGAGGGCUGUAGGAAAAAGAUUACCAUGCUCUACAAACUUUGAGGUUCGAGUCAACAAAAGGGGAGAGAUUCAAUACGUGAAUUAUGAAUUAUACAGUGACAAUGGUUACAUGGUCAAUGAAAAUCUGCUUCUGUUGGCCGUUGAUGUGUUUAAUAAUUGUUAUGACAAGGAUACUUGGAAUUACAAGUCUUAUAAUGCAAUAACUGAUACACCAUCUAACACUUGGUGCCGUUCUCCUGGUACUUUGGAACAUAUAGCAAUGGCUGAAAUAAUACUCGAAAGAAUAUCUUACGAAUUGAACUUGGACCCAUUUGAUGUGCGUCUUGCUAAUUUAGACACAGUGAACCACAAUGACUUACGAGAGAUGGCUGAGACAAUAAAAAAUAAUGCUCAAUACGUCGAAAGGAAGGCUGCAGUUGAAAAAUUCAAUUCAGAGAAUAGAUGGAAGAAACGUGGUUUAAGACCUAGUUUUCUUCGAUGGACCCCUUUCGGAUACCAGUAUUUUGAUGUGAACAUGUCCGUUUAUAAUGAUGAUGGUACAGUAGUGAUCACACAUUCGGGUGUUGAAAUGGGCCAAGGUGUUAAUACAAGAGUUACCCAAAUAUGUGCGUAUUUCCUAAAGAUACCUAUAGAGAAGAUUCAAGUAAAGCCUAACGAUACUGUUAUAUCACCUAACAGCUUUCCGUCUGGGGGUAGUUUAACGUCCCAAAAUGCUGGUAUUGGCGUCCGAAGAUGUUGUGAAGAACUGCUUAGCAGAUUAGAGCCAGUUAGAACUCAGUUGACCAAUCCUACUUGGGAAGAGUUAAUAAAAAAGGCUUAUGAAUUGGAGGUUGAUUUACAAGUUCACAGUUUAGUUACUGCGAAAGACAUUCAGAUGUAUCAUAUUUAUGGAAUAGCUCUAGCUGAAGUUGAAGUUGAUGGCCUCACAGGAGAGUGGCAGUUUAUAAGAGCAGAUUUACUGGAAGAUACUGGUCGAAGUGUUAAUCCUGAAAUUGACGUCGGUCAAGUUGAAGGCGCUUUCAUCAUGGGAACUGGUUAUUGGACGCACGAACAUUUAGUUUACGAUCCUGAUACCGGCGAAUUGCUCACCAACCGAACUUGGGACUACUGGGUACCUCAGGCCAGGGAUAUUCCCCAGGACUUCCGAAUUUACUUCAGGAAAAGGUCGUUUAGUACCGAACUCAUUCUUGGAGCCAAAGGUACUGGUGAACCGGCGACAUGUAUGGGCAUCGUCGUAGCUUUUGCACUGAGAGCCGCCAUUGCCGCCUUGAGGCUUGAAUCUGGAAUACCUAAAACGCAAUGGUUCCCAAUAGAUGGACCUUUCACCGUGGACAAAAUCGGUGUUGCAUGCGCAGUCAAUACAGACGAUUUCAAAUUUUACUGAUUACUACUUCUAUGUUUAUUCUAUCCACGGAAAGAAGUUAAUAUAGGGUUUUCUCUGUUAUGUAAUGUCAUACAAAUGACAGAAAAAAACUUUUUGCGAGUAACUCAAAAUGGUUAAAGGUUAGAUUUAUGUCUCUGUCAUUUGGCAUGCGAUUACGUAACAGAGAUAGCCCUAUACUAAUUUGUAUGGAUAGAGCAUCUUCUACGUGAACGGGUCAUUUCCAAAAAUAUUUUUGCACUAACACAAAUAGAGGCAAACAUAUUUUUUAUAAUGUAUAACGAUGUAGUGUAUGACUUUGGUGGAUGUAAGAAUGUUAUGUAAAUAUAUUUAGAGAUAAAAGCAUCACUUUUAAGACUUGUUAAAAAUUUGCAAAUCCUCAAAGCAAAUAAACGGUUCAAGGAGAAAUACUGGAUAAACAAAGCUACUCGAUAAGAAUCGAGCAAAAUAAAAUGUUUAGUAAA
Maniola jurtina (meadow brown) is the source of this 4246-nucleotide messenger RNA. Its product is annotated as xanthine dehydrogenase 1-like. The transcript is spliced from 17 exons. The coding region runs from base 18 to 3785 and encodes 1255 amino acids. Lineage: Eukaryota; Metazoa; Arthropoda; Insecta; Lepidoptera; Nymphalidae. Gene Ontology annotation, molecular function: oxidoreductase activity; 2 iron, 2 sulfur cluster binding; iron ion binding. The record is from RefSeq and is a predicted model, not a curated record.